AUGGCACAAAACACGAUGGAGGCAGAAUGGGUUGCAUCUAGCAAGGCCAUUGAGAUGGCAGAAGGGCCGCGCCUUCUUUUGCAGUUCCUCCGAGGUAGAACCGAACUAGAGCAAGCAAAGGAUCAAGAGUCUGACGCUGGGGCCAUCUUAUGCGACAACCGCAGCGAGGUUUUAUCGGGACGGAAACCGCGACAAGAACUGCACAGGUCAACUAGGCACAUCGCGACUAGGCGCGGGAAAGUCCUUGAACACGGUAGCCGCGUCGUGUUUGUUCCUACGCAAGAACAACGUGCUGACGCACUCGCGAAAAGAGCUUCGGAGUCAUGCUGA
Messenger RNA from Amoebophrya sp. A25, 330 nucleotides. Lineage: Eukaryota; Dinophyceae; Syndiniales; Amoebophryaceae. The record is from the annotation of a GenBank genome assembly.